Geodia barretti is the source of this 735-nucleotide messenger RNA. Lineage: Eukaryota; Metazoa; Porifera; Demospongiae; Tetractinellida; Geodiidae. The record is from the annotation of a GenBank genome assembly.
AUGGGGAUCGACAUCAACUGCGACAUGGGCGAGGCCUACAGCAUCUAUACCUGCGGCGACGACGAGGCGAUCAUGCCCUACAUCACCUCGGCCAACGUCGCCUGCGGCUUUCAUGCCUCGGACCCGGGCGUCAUGCAUGCGACCGUCGUGCUCGCCAAGGAGCACGGCGUGAAGGUGGGGGCUCAUCCGUCGUUCCCCGAUCGGGACGGCUUCGGCCGGCGCUACAUGAAGAUGGACCGCAAGGAGCUGCGCGACGCCAUCAUCUACCAGUGCGGCGCUCUCAAGGGCUUCCUCGAGAUGGAGGGGAUGACCCUCAACCACCUGAAGCCGCACGGUGCGCUCUACGGCGCCGCCUGGAUCGACGAAGACGUGGCGACCGCCUGCGCCGAGGCGGCACAGGUCUUCGGCGUGCCCAUGUACGGCACGACCGGCACCAUGCACGAGACGAUCUGGCCCAAGUACACGGACGUCGUGUGGGAAAUCUUCGCCGACCUCGACUACGACGACGAGGGCCGCUGCAUCAUCACCCGCGAGCACAAGUCGGUGGCGCCCGAACAAGCGGUCGAGCAGAUCAUGCGCGUGGUCAAGGACGGCGUGAUCCGCUCGGUCAACGGCAAGGACGUGCCGACGAAGGCGGAGACGAUCUGCGUUCACUCGGACACGCCGAGCGCGGUCGCCGUCGCCAAGGCGGUGCGCCAGGCGGUCGACCCUUACAUCGAACGGAACGGAGGAUGA